CGAGAAGUAUAUACGCGUAGCAAAUUAAGAGAAGCAUUCAUUUGCAGGAAACUAAAAUUCUCUCAUAAAUGAAAAUUGAUGCGGCGGUCUAAUAAACAGAAAGAAAGAGACAUUUUCGGCCACCUGGAUGACUGGAUUUCGAUUUUAUGCCGUUCUGAUAUUUAUUUAAAUAAAUAAAACCCAUUUUCAUUUUAACUUGAAUUUUACAUUCCGCAACGGAAUUCAGGGUUCUGAUCUUUAAAUUUUUUCGUAUUUCUCAUUAUUUUACUCACGUGAACACAUGCAAAGAAACCCAAAGAAGGUUUCUUCUUUCUCCGGACUCUCGAAAAUCUCUGUUCCACUUCAUCGUACAGAAUAUUCUUUCUUUCGUGUGUCUUGAGUUUGAUAAUCUCUUCUCCAAUCUGCUGACACGGUUGGGUUUGAUUCGAGGAGCUCGAUAUUCCCAUUUCAUAAAAUCCCACUCUUUGAAUGGGGGGAUUUUCUGACAAUGUACGUGGACUGCUUUUAGCUCUGUCGUCUAGCAUUUUUAUUGGAUCGAGCUUCAUCAUUAAGAAAAAGGGUCUUAUGAGGGCUGGUGCCACUGGAAAACGCGCUGGUUCCGGAGGCCACUCUUACUUGCUUGAACCUUGGUGGUGGGCUGGGAUGAUAACCAUGAUAAUAGGUGAGGGUGCAAAUUUUGCUGCGUAUGCAUAUGCUCCAGCCAUUCUUGUGACUCCAUUGGGAGCUUUAAGUAUCAUCUUCAGUGCAGUGCUAGCCCAUUUCAUAUUGGGUGAAAGAUUACAUAUGUUUGGUGUGGUUGGGUGUAUCCUCUGCUUGGUGGGGUCAGUUAGUAUAGUUUUGCAUGCUCCCUUAGAAAAGAAAAUCGACUCUGUCAAGGAGGUUUGGAACCAAGCAACUCAGCCAGGAUUUAUAAUCUACACUGUCAUGGUUAUAGUUCUGGUUGUGGUGCUAGUUUUUCGCUAUGUGCCACGCUAUGGACAAACACAUAUGGUUGUCUACAUUGGAAUCUGUUCCCUCACUGGCUCACUAACGGUUAUGUGUGUGAAAGCGGUUGGGACGGCUCUGAAGCUCUCAUUUGAAGGAAUGAAUCAAUUUAAAUACUUCCAGACAUGGUUCUUCACUAUAUGUGUCAUCAUGUGUUGCCUUCUUCAGCUAAACUAUCUGAACAAGGCGCUGGACACAUUCAACACAGCAGUGGUGUCGCCAGUGUACUAUGUCAUGUUCACAACACUCACGAUUGUAGCUAGCGUCAUCAUGUUCAAGGAGUGGGAUCACAAUGAUGUUACACAGAUAAUUACAGAGCUGUGUGGGUUCAUGACCAUCCUCUCAGGCACCUUUCUCUUGCACAAGACUAAAGACAUGGGUGGUGCUGGUGGUGGUACCACCUACCCCCCUAUGGCAAUGCCAAUGGCAUCCGCUACGGUCACCACCAAUGCUGACCAGAACCGCCAGGAUGGUAACAACAUUGGAAGAAGCGAAGAACCCGAGGAGGUUUGAAUGAGCGGUUAAUUUUGUUUGGUUACUAACAAAAUCAUUGCUUGGGAUGUAAGCCCCCCAAUCUAUUGUGGUGCAUCGGUUGUUCCUCUGUUCUGAUUUUGUCUCGGAAAACAAGCAUCACACCGUAUUAUGAUAUCAAAUUACUGGCAUUUUAGAUCCGGUGAAUAGUUAGCAAGUAUUAUAAAUAUAAUGAUCUAUGCUAGUUGAUCACAAUAACAAUUUAUAAUUAAAGAUGGUAAAGUCACUUCCACAAGAAAAAGGUAAUGUU
This is a messenger RNA of Cuscuta epithymum, 1765 nucleotides long. Lineage: Eukaryota; Viridiplantae; Streptophyta; Magnoliopsida; Solanales; Convolvulaceae. The record is from the annotation of a GenBank genome assembly.